Stylonychia lemnae is the source of this 1950-nucleotide messenger RNA. Lineage: Eukaryota; Ciliophora; Spirotrichea; Sporadotrichida; Oxytrichidae. The record is from the annotation of a GenBank genome assembly.
AUGGAAUUUUAACCUUAAACCAAGAGAUAGCUAUUCCUAAAGAACUUCCUAAAUGAUAAGGAAAAUGAAUUUAAUGGCAAUUCCUCUGGAAUGACCUCUAGUAGAACAAAUAACUCAAAUAUGAUAACUCCAUCCAAUUAUAACAAUAAUAUUGAUGUCAGAAGAAGAGAGUCCUAAAAGAAUACUGAUAUUGCAACUGCUAAUAAAAACAUAACUGGAGCUCACCUGAGGUCACCCUCUGAUGGCAAAUUCAUCUUUACUUAAACUAAAGUUGACUCAACCAAUCUACAGCUACUAUCUUCUAAAUUUAUGUCUAGUCACAUCGAAGAUAACUCACAAUUCACUGAGACUUGCUAGAUGGAUGCUACCAAUCUAAAGUUAGGUGAUAUAGGGAAGUUGGGGAGUGUAGUCUCAGGUUAUUCUGAUAAUGAAAUAGAAAACGUUCUAAUUGGGUCAAUAAGACCAAGUAAGUAAGAGUAAAUUAAGCAGCAGGAGUUGAAAGAAGAAAUGCUGAAUAAGCAAAUUUAAGAUCCAUUUUAUUGCAAAAGAAUUGAAUGCUUGGAAAGGGAAAACAUUAUUAUGGAGCAAUAAGAGAAGCUUCAGUAAAUGGAAGAAGUUAUUAACAGUCUACAGCUGAAGCUAAUGAAUAAGAAGGGGAAGAUAGCAAUGCUUAAAUUAGAAAAAUCUCUAUUGAAGAAAAGAGAAUAGCAAAUGGAUAUUCUUCAUGACAGUGAUAACUUUUAAUCUAAUGGGUAAAAAGAUAAGAAGACCAAAGGCAGGUUGAUAAGGAAUAAUAGUAAGACUAAGACAAAUUUAAACUCCAAUACUUGCUCAUUCUAAGAUCUGAAUAGUCAGAAAAAUAACUCAAUCAUUGGUGGAUCAUACGACUCUUAAGUAAACGAAUAAAAUGAUAACAGAUAAGGGGAUAAUCAUCCUUAUUUAGAUGAAAAUAAUGAUAUCAAUUUUGAAACUUAUGAAAAGAGAGACAGGUAGAGCUUAUACAAAAAGAUGAGAAUCAGGACUGAUAAUCAUCACAGCAUAGAUGAAAGUUAAAAUUUGUCCAGAUUCGGAGGAGGAAGUCCUAUCUAAAAAGAUAGCAUCAAUAAUUUGAAACUAAGCAAGCCUGGCAUACCAUUAGGACCUUAGAAGAGUAUUAUAAGCAAUCCACUGCUAACUUCUAGAAAUAUGCAUCAACCUUAGCUUUCUUAAUAAUUGAACAGCCAAAAUUAACAAAACUCUGCGAGAGGCAGUGGCUCAGAAAGAUUCAGUUUAGAAUACAGUGAGAAAUUCAAAGAAUAACUUUAAUCCCUAGUAUUAUGGGAUGUGGGAUCAGAAAUGGAUUCUCCCACUAGAGGGGCUGGGAAUGUUUACAACUCUUAAGGAUUUAAUCCUAUGCUUAGAUCAUCUUAGAAUCAUAAUUUCUUCUAAAACACUUAAUUUAACAUGGCAAACGGAAGUCAUUAUCAGUAAUAGCAAAAUCAGGGUGGUGAUUUAAAUACUGUAUACUUUGAGGAUGUUGAAGUAUUUGAUGAGUUUGAAAAAAGAUUCAAGGACUUCUUAAAAUCAACACCUUACAUUGAGCAGAUUCUUCAGACCUCUAAAGAGUACAGAAUGAUAAUAGAAUCACUAAACAUAUUAGCUAGAUUUAAUGAUGAGUUGAAGAGAAUAUGCACAAUGACGGCAUAACUUGCUGAAGAAGGCAAGAAACUUUUCAUCUCCAAAUAAAAGGGGCAGCAGAUCAUUUAGAAAAAUAGAGAGUUAAGAGUAUAAAUAAAGAGUCUUUUGAAAGAUCAGAUUGCUCCGCCCAGUAUAACUAGCAGCAUCAGUGGCCCUCUUAAAGGUGUAGAUAAAAACAAUAAUACUAAAAGAGAGCUGAUUAAGCAGAGAAACUAUUUGAUGCAGGAAAACGAUAGUCUAACCUUCAAAUUCAAAAAGCUCUUUUUGUUCUGA